This is a messenger RNA of Penaeus vannamei (Pacific white shrimp), 731 nucleotides long. The record is from RefSeq and is a predicted model, not a curated record. NCBI's taxonomy places the organism in Eukaryota, Metazoa, Arthropoda, Malacostraca, Decapoda, Penaeidae.
ACAGUUGAAAAGUUUGGUGCUAUUGAUAUCCUGGUUUCAAAUGCGGCUGUAAAUCCAGCAGUUGGAGGAGUCCUCGAUUGUCCAGAACCAGUUUGGGACAAAAUCUUUGAAGUGAAUGUCAAAAAUGCUCUUCAGUUGUCACAGUUGGUUGUCCCUCACAUGCAGAAACAGAAAGGAGGAGCCAUUGUUUAUGUGUCUUCCAUUGCGGGUUUCCAUCCUAUGACUUUACUUGGAGCAUACAGUGUAAGCAAAACUGCUCUUUUGGGACUGACAAAAGCUGUUGCUCAGCAGGUUGCAUCAGAUAAUAUACGUGUCAAUUGUGUAGCGCCAGGAAUUGUCAAAACUAAAUUUUCAUCAGCGUUGGUUGACAAUGCUGCAGUACUUGAAAAAGUAACAGAACAAGUGCCUUUAGGAAGAAUUGCUGAACCCCAUGAGAUGGCUGGAGUAGUGUCCUUCUUGUGUAGCGAUGAUGCAUCCUACAUAACAGGAGAGACCUAUAUUGCUGCUGGUGGGAUGCCAUCGAGGCUAUAAUAAUCCUAGUGAGUUGCACAGUAUUUUGAAAUUGUUGUUAAUCACAGGUUUUUUGAAAAAAAAUAUUAUGAUCUUAUUGUAUCAUUAGUGAUCAUGUUACUUUGUUUAUAGGGUUAAAAUAAAAAAUCUAACAAAUCUGUAUUUUAAAAAGUUUUAUUUUUUAAAAGUAAUAGGGUAAAAUAAAACAGACUGUAAAUAUA